CUGGCGGGCGCCAAGAUGGACGCUCCGUGGGCUCGCGAGCAGCUCCGGAGGCGUUACCUAUUUCCUUCCGAAGCGGGGCUGGACUGCGAGGACGACGCCAGACCAGAAACCUCCACAGCUGAUGAGAUAAAGGAGAAACCUCUUCCAAGACUUAACAUUCAUUCUGGAUUCUGGAUUUUGGCAUCCAUUGUUGUGACCUAUUAUGUUGAUUUCUUUAAAACCUUUAGAGAAAAUUUUCACACUAAUAGCUGGUUUCUCUUUGGCGGGGCCCUGUUGUGUGUCAGCCUGUCCAUUGCCUUUUACUGCAUAGUCUAUCUGGAAUGGUACCGGGGGAUUGAAGAGUAUGAUGUCAAGUACCCCAUGCUGGUGCCCAUCACAACCGCAACUUUCAUCGCAGCAGGGAUCUGCUUCAACAUGGCUCUGUGGAAUGUGUGGUCAUUCUUCACUCCCUUGCUGCUGUUCACUCAGUUUAUGGGGGUCGUGAUGUUCAUCUCGCUCCUUGGAUAAGUUCCAGCCUUAAGAACGUGAGCAUUUAAGGUGAACAAAGCAUCCAGCUCGUGCCACUGACAUGAAGGAGAAGCCUAGUGUGCACUUGUGCCUGAAGUGAGUGUUUUCCACGGAAACUGUGACUUUCUACACCUGCUGUUGAAAUCUGAAUAAACGAUCUUUCUCUUGGGUGUUUGCAAACAA
Molecule: messenger RNA, 690 nt
Organism: Onychomys torridus (southern grasshopper mouse)
Lineage: Eukaryota; Metazoa; Chordata; Mammalia; Rodentia; Cricetidae
Gene: Tmem128
Product: transmembrane protein 128
Exons: 5
Coding region: 16-507 (163 amino acids)
Source: RefSeq, a predicted model, not a curated record